AACUAAUGCCAUAGAAUUAGGAGGGAAAGCUUAUCAGUAAUCAAGGAGAGCUUGAUUUAUAUUUUGGGGGGUCAUGGCAGGACGAUUAGGCUGGGGAAUCCUUGAAGAAGGUUGGAGGAAAGGGCCUUGGACUGCUGAAGAGGAUAAGUUGCUCACUGAAUAUGUCAGGUUGCAUGGAGAGGGAAGAUGGAACUCUGUGGCAAGGUUUGCAGGGUUGAAGAGGAAUGGUAAGAGCUGUCGGUUGAGAUGGGUGAAUUACUUGAGGCCAGACCUCAAGAGAGGACAAAUAACUCCAUAUGAAGAGAGGAUCAUCAUGGAGCUACAUGCUCGAUGGGGAAACAGGUGGUCGACAAUUGCAAAAAGCUUGCCUGGGAGAACAGACAAUGAGAUCAAGAACUACUGGAGGACCCAUUUAAAGAAGGAGCACUCUGAAAGGUCGAAAACUCGAUUUCGAAGAUGGCAACAGCUUCAACAAAAGAAGCAGCAACUACAGCAGCAGCAACAACAACAGCUGCAAGAACAACAUCAACAAAACCAAUUUGACAUGAAAAAAAUCAUGUUUCUAUUUGAUGAGAGUAACCAUAGAUUGUCAUCUCUAUCCCCAGUGAGGCAAGAUAUGGUCUUCAUAUAUCCCAGCAACUCUGAGGAGCAAUGCAUGAUGUCUUCCAUGUUUAACAGCAGUGCCUCUGUGCAGGAGGCCUCAAGUGAGGAGAUCCUAUGGGGUGACCUAUGGAACUUGGAUGACAUCCAUGCCAACUUGGACACUGCCUGUUCAACCAGCAAAGCUAGCUUGCCAAAUUUGGUCACUUCUUCACCUUCUGAGUUUAACUGAGUAGCCUUCAACUUUAAGCACAGUGUCUGAUACUUAUUGGUGUAAAUUUUGUCUGAUACCGAAAGGCAAACCUCUUAUGGUUUAAGUUGGUAUUUUAUUAGACACGGUUAUAAUUAGGCCCAGUUAUUUAAUCUAUGGAAAAGAAAAUAGAUGAUAUUUACCAAUA
Molecule: messenger RNA, 998 nt
Organism: Nelumbo nucifera (sacred lotus)
Lineage: Eukaryota; Viridiplantae; Streptophyta; Magnoliopsida; Proteales; Nelumbonaceae
Biological process (GO): regulation of DNA-templated transcription
Cellular component (GO): nucleus
Molecular function (GO): DNA-binding transcription factor activity; sequence-specific DNA binding
Source: RefSeq, a predicted model, not a curated record